UCAAAAAUCUCCCGCCAACCUCCUCUCUGCCAUCCCCCCGGCAAAACCGGCUACACCCGGUGGCCACCCUCCCCCUUUCGGUUGCCCCACCAGGAAAAAGCCCUCCUUCCCCUCCCGCUCCCCCUCCAUUUCUUCAUAUCCUCGCAUAUCGGCGACUCGCGGACGCCAAUCCACGCGGGCGAACCAAAAACUUUUUACUUUCCUUCUAUUUUUUGUCCAUUCUCUCCUUCCUUCCUCCUUCGAGCGCUCGCCUUCUCUCCGCGCCUCGAUCGAUCCGCCACUUAGGGUUUUUGGCGGGGAGAUGGGCGGGCUGUGAGGUCUAGGCUUUGUGAUCGGGUCUUCGAUUAGGUUCUCGGAGCGGCGGCGAGCAUGAGCGCCGUGAACAUCACCAACGUCACGGUACUGGACAACCCGACGCCGUUCCUCAAUCCUUUCCAGUUCGAGAUCUCGUACGAGUGCUUGGUUCCUCUCGAAGAUGAUUUGGAAUGGAAGCUCAUAUAUGUAGGGUCUGCAGAGGAUGAGACCUAUGAUCAGCUCCUUGAGAGUGUGCUUGUUGGUCCUGUCAAUGUUGGGAACUACCGCUUUGUAUUCCAGGUAGACCCACCAGACCCAAUGAAGAUUCGUGAAGAAGAUAUCAUAGGUGUGACAGUGCUGCUUUUGACUUGCUCCUAUUUAGGGCAGGAGUUCAUCAGAGUAGGCUACUACGUGAACAAUGACUAUGAUGAUGAACAGCUAAGAGAAGAACCACCACCAAGGGUUUUAAUUGACAGAGUUCAGAGAAAUAUCCUGGCUGACAAGCCCCGUGUCACUAAGUUCCCUAUCAAUUUCCAUCCUGAAACCGGUGAAAAUGGCAGCCAGCAACAGCCACCACCGCCUACCACACCUGAAAACCAUGCCAGUGAUGAUCCACAGCUUGAUCAGCCUCCAAAAUGAGUUUUUUACUAAUGUAGAGUGAGAGGGUCCAAAACAAUCCGGACAAGGCUUGAUGGUUGUGGUUAUGGUGAGGUGAAAAGGUGCAAGUGCUUAACCUUACGGGAUCUUUGUAGAAAAUUAUUCCAGUGGGUUGUGGGCACGCUAUUUCAGUUAAACUGGCUCUCGUGAUGGAAAAAUUUAUGCCCUACUUGAAUGUUGGUGUACUCUAAGUGAUCCUUAUGGGCUGGUUAAGCAUGAUUUUGGUGGCUGCUGGAACUCUUGUUUGUUGUGCUGACACCUUAUGUGUUGUGUUGAAGGAGUUUAGAGAUGUGUUAAGGAAUUUUUUGGUCAGUAUGGUACCCUUGAGCCCAAUGUCAUGAUUCACUAUUUCAUUCAAUUUAUUUUAGCAUGCCUCCUGGUUAAACUUUUCUUUUA
This is a messenger RNA of Elaeis guineensis (African oil palm), 1347 nucleotides long. RefSeq names its product histone chaperone ASF1B. NCBI's taxonomy places the organism in Eukaryota, Viridiplantae, Streptophyta, Magnoliopsida, Arecales, Arecaceae. The record is from RefSeq and is a predicted model, not a curated record. Gene Ontology annotation, cellular component: chromatin; nucleus. Gene Ontology annotation, biological process: DNA replication-dependent chromatin assembly. Gene Ontology annotation, molecular function: histone binding.